AUGCCCAAGCGAUCGUUAGACGCCAGCAAUAUCUCGCCCAGCAUGGCUAUGGACAGGGGUCAGAAGAAGACUGAGCGUUCUCAUGAGGAGAACCAGGAGAGGGCGUACAUUGCUGCAUCCCGCCGAGCUGACCGGAGCAUUGAGGCUCGCGUGCAGUCUGCCAAGAUGGCCAGCGAGAUUCACAAGAAGCGUACCGGCAAGGGCUUCAAGAUUUCUGAGGCUAUCGUCCAGGCCGAGGAGAUGUACGAGGAAGAGGAAGACGACAUGCCGAGAUCGUACCGCAUGCUGGCAGCCCACCUUCAGACUGGUUCACCCGAGUUUGACUACCGAGUCAAUGCCUUCCUCGCGAACCGUGUGGCGAUGGCUAGCAUGGUCGCUGGUCUCCGUAACCAGGAGUGGGCCGACAACCCGAUCAACAAGAUGUUCGCUGAGCAAUUCCCAAACGCCACCAAGCAGGCUCAAGCACUGUCCCACAACUUGACCAAUUCCAUGUACUAUCAGCCCGUCGCUCCCAGCAAUGCCCGUCACCAGCAAGCCCAAUCCGAGGCUGCUGCGACGAGCCCAAUGUCGCCGACCUUCAGCACGGUCAAUUUCCAGCAAGGAACGCAGCAACGAGAGAGAACACAGUCUGCAGCCUCCCCGAUGGAUAUGUCUACACCAGUUGCCCGUGACCCUGCCACUUCGCCACCAGCACUGUCUCCAUCCUCCGAGGCUGCUAUUGCCACCCCGUCGACACGAUCCGCGUCCACCUUCCCGUCCCCAAUAACGAGCCUGGACGCCAGCUUGUUCCCGCCAGGGUCCUCGUUCACGUCUGAGUUGCCCAUGGAUGCGAAGAUGAUGGUACCGAACUUUGACAUGAACGAUCCCAUGUCACAGAUGUUUAUGGGAAACCCCUAUCAACAGCAGGCGUGGUAUCCAGACAUGGCCGAUCUGAAACACGAUCCGACGAUGGAUGACCCGACCUUGUCAUCACACGAGUAUUUCAACGGGCACUUGAACCCGUACACCCAACGACUUGACGACGGGCAAAGCGAGUGUACCACACCGGGGCCGAGCGCUACCGAGAACUGGGAGUCUUUCCUUGAUUUUGGCGAUCAUAACGACAGUGGUACCGUCGACCCGUCCUUGUAA
Molecule: messenger RNA, 1131 nt
Organism: Colletotrichum chrysophilum
Lineage: Eukaryota; Fungi; Ascomycota; Sordariomycetes; Glomerellales; Glomerellaceae
Exons: 2
Coding region: 1-1131 (376 amino acids)
Source: RefSeq, a predicted model, not a curated record